Molecule: messenger RNA, 519 nt
Organism: Adineta steineri
Lineage: Eukaryota; Metazoa; Rotifera; Eurotatoria; Adinetida; Adinetidae
Source: the annotation of a GenBank genome assembly
AUGGUUAUUUGUCUGACAUGGAUAUUAGGUAUAAUCUAUCCACUUGUAUUUCUCUUUACUAAUAAUAUAGUUUAUGAUAUUGACAAUCAAUUAUGUCAAGUUCCACUUCGAUUUUCAUUCUCAAUUAUCUAUUCUGCAUUAUUUAAUUAUCUUAUUCCAUUAUCAAUGACAAUGUUUAUUUAUUUUCGAUUAGUUCAAAAUGUGAAAGAGAUGAGUAAACGAGUAACAUCAACAUAUAUAUUAUCUCGUGCACAACGAGAAUUAAAAAUGGUUCAACAGACAAUCUUUAUUAUGAUAUCCUUAGUUUUUCUUGGCAUUCCCUAUACAAUAUUUAUUCUUAUGUCAUUUUUUAACGAUGUACCUAAAUAUCAUUUUCGAGUUGCUUAUAUAUUUAUCGAUACUUCAUUGAUAUUAAUGAUGAUGAUUUUAUUUCAAUUUAAUGCACCAUUAAAAUCAUCUACAAUGAAAAGAAUCAAUCCACGAACAAAUGUAGUUCUGGCUAUGACAAUACAAAAUUAA